Molecule: messenger RNA, 2385 nt
Organism: Neocloeon triangulifer
Lineage: Eukaryota; Metazoa; Arthropoda; Insecta; Ephemeroptera; Baetidae
Gene: Ptp36E
Product: receptor-type tyrosine-protein phosphatase kappa
Exons: 16
Coding region: 40-2121 (693 amino acids)
Biological process (GO): protein dephosphorylation
Molecular function (GO): protein tyrosine phosphatase activity
Source: RefSeq, a predicted model, not a curated record
CAAGUCAGUCAGUCGGUCCGAGCGCAUCGUCGGGCCAGCAUGUCGAGCCACGCGACCUCGGUGGCGGCCACGGCCUCGGCGCACUCGCACCGCAGCGCCGGCGGCCACAAGCACCGCUCCAAGUCGAGCACGCGGCCGCAGGACCUGGAAAAGCCCAAGAAGAAGCUGCUGCACAAAAGCAGCAACUCGCUCGUCUCCAUCCCCAACACCAUCAAACUCUCCAUGCUCAACUCCGGCCUCAUCUCCAUAACCGAGCAGUACGGAGUGAUGUCGACGGUGCAAUGCAAGCCCGUCGAAGUGAAAAACUAUGUCAAGCUGUGCGAGCAGCGAAGAAAGUUCCCCGUGCUGUACAAAGUAGAAUUCCAAUCCGCAUGCAAAGUUGAGGUGCAUUCCUGUAGACACGCUACGAAAGCGAGCAACAAAGUGAAGAACCAAAACCAAAAGUGUAUUCCAUAUGACUAUAACAGAGUCGUCCUUGACCCGAUUGAGGGCGCGGUGGACUCGGACUACAUUAACGCAUCCUACGUAGACAGUUUGUUGAAACCGAACGCGUACAUCGUGACGCAAGGGCCGAUCGAAGAGACGGUGUACGACUUUUGGCGGAUGGUGUGGCAGGAGCACGCCAGCUGCAUCGUCAUGCUCACCAAAACGUUCGACUUCAUUCGCGUCAUGUGCGUGCAGUACUGGCCGGCGUCCCUCGCCAAGAGCGAGACGUACGGCGACAUCACCAUCAAGGUCUUGCAAGAGGAGGAACUCGCAAACUUCCGCAUCCGCACCAUUCACAUCUCCAGGGACUUCGGACCGGAUAAGCCGGCGGAGGAGCGCGUUCUGCUGCAGUUCCACUACACCGAGUGGUACUCGCACUCAUGUCCCUUUUCCAACGCCAUCCUCGAGUUCAGGAGGAGAGUGCGGUCUGUGGCGAAGCACCAUGUCGAAAGUGGCGACGGACCAGUCGUCGUUCACUGCAAUGAUGGUGGUGGCCGGUCGGGCGUUUACCUGGCGGUCGACGCCAAUUUGGAGUUGAUGGAAGAGGAGGAUUGUUUUGACGUUUUCGGCUACUUGAAGAAACUGCGGCAAUCCAGAAAAGGACUGAUCGAAACCAUGGAACAAUACAAGUUUGUGUACGACACGCUGGAGGAGUUUGUGGUUUGCGGCAACUCGUGGUUCCCGGUGUCGGAACUUUCGGCGCGGCUGCGCGCCAAGUCGGCCAAGAACCCCAUCACGAAGCAGAACGAGUACCAAAGGGAGUACGCGCAAAUCUGCAAACAAACGCCGCGCUUCACGAUCGGCGACUGCGCCGGCGGCCACCGCGGCGACAACCGCGCCAAAAACAGGGACGUCCUCAUCAUCCCACCCGACAACUUCAGGCCGUACUUGACCUCCUUCCAGGGCAACAGCUUCACAGACUACAUCAACGCCGUCUUUGUUGAUGGGUACACAAAGCCGCGCGAGUACAUCGUGACCGAGUGGCCGGUGAAGAACAGCCUGGGCGAGUUCUGGUCGCUGGUUUACGACUACGAGUGCAGCGCCGUCGUCGUCCUCUGCGUUCCUGACCCGGGGCUGCAAAACACGUUUCCGUCGUUCUGGCCCGAGGGGCGGCCGGGCCACUCAAAGAAGUACGGCCCUGUGUUCACCAUCGACCACGUCUCCCACCAGCACUACACCAACAUCAAGUCCUGGCUCUUCAGAAUCAACAAAAAGAUUGUGUCGCUGACGGAGUUGAUGGCCGGCGUGAAGGCGCCGCCGCGGAACGUGCAGCUGUACCAACUGAUGUGCUGGCCGCUGGGUCACAAGGUGCCCACCUCCACCAACUCGCUGGUCGAGCUGAUGAACAUGGUCGAGCGGUGGCGGCAGAGGACAGACUACGGCCCCGUCGCCGUUGUCUCCCCGGACGGCCGAGGCAGGUGCGGCGUUUACUGCGCGGCGAACGCGUGCAUCGAGCAGGUGAUUCAGCACGGCGAGGUCGACAUUUUCCAGGCGGUCAAAACGGUGCGCAGACACAGACCGCAGCUCGUCGAAAACAUGACGGAGUACAAGUACUGCUACGACUUGGUGCUGCACUACGUGCUCCACUACUUGCACAAGGUGCUCAAGGAGAAGGAGACGAAGGAUAAAAAGUGAAUUGAUGCAUUGCAGCGUUGGGAGUUGUUCAAUUGUCGCGUGUGCACACUGGGAACUGUGAAUGCACACGCAUAAAUUAAAAAAAAAAAAAAAAUGUACCCAGAAGAGGAAAGAAAGAAGAAAGGAAGGACGACGAGACUCUAUUUUUAGAAGAGACUUACUGCGGUGAGAAUCAAACGAAAAGUGCCAAAGUCUGCAGAGCGCAAAAUUUUAUUGUUGUACCACUUUAUUAUCAAAUAAAUCAAAAGUAUCCAAAUUUCGUAA